Messenger RNA from Quercus robur (English oak), 926 nucleotides. RefSeq lists its product as uncharacterized. The record is from RefSeq and is a predicted model, not a curated record. Gene Ontology annotation, molecular function: dynein light intermediate chain binding; dynein intermediate chain binding. The transcript has 3 exons. NCBI's taxonomy places the organism in Eukaryota, Viridiplantae, Streptophyta, Magnoliopsida, Fagales, Fagaceae. The coding region runs from base 197 to 568 and encodes 123 amino acids. Gene Ontology annotation, biological process: microtubule-based process. Gene Ontology annotation, cellular component: dynein complex.
UUCUCUAUGUCUCACAUUUAAUACCAAACCCCACACACACCCACACAGAGAGUGAAAGAGCUUAAGCUCGUAGCAAAGUAGCAGCAGUGUUCACUUCUCUCUCGUUUUAGUUUAGUUGAUAUCACAGAGCGACAGAGAGCUAAAAAAAAAAAAAAAAAAAAACAGAGUCAGUGUUGAAAGAAAGAAAAAAAAAAAAAUGAGCGAAGACGCUAAGAGAAGCAUCCAAGGAGCGCUGGCGAUGAAACCACUGAGCUCCGAUGACCGGAAACCCUCGUCUGCGGCGGCUGCAGCCACCCCUCCCACCGGCAAGCGCGUCAUCAUCAAGAGCGCCGACAUGCUCCCCGAAAUGCAGAAGGAGGCCAUCGACACCGCCAUCUCCGCAUUUGAGAAGCACAGUGUGGAGAAAGACGUUGCAGAGCAUAUAAAGAAAGAGUUUGAUAAAAAGCAUGGCUCCACUUGGCACUGUAUCGUCGGCAGAAACUUUGGUUCUUAUGUGACUCAUGAAACAAACCACUUUGUUUAUUUCUAUUUGGAUCAGAAAGCUGUUUUGCUAUUCAAAUCUGGUUAACUAUCAUUGUGAUGUUGACAAAGGUGGUGAUGAUGACAAUGAAGAGUCUGUGAUUAAGACGUUAUAAUUAGAAUCUGUAUGUAUUAACUGAAAUCACUAGUAUGCAAACCUUUUCAGGACAUUCUUGUGCUUAACUUGUAUAUCUAAUAUCACCUGAAUUGGCUUUGAACUUUCAAUAUCAGCUGUGGUGUAUCAAGCUUUUUGCCUUUUAAUUCCCGUGCUUUAUUAGACUGGAUUGGGGAAUUUGGUGUACCCGGGAAGCUAAAUGGCUCCCAAAUGCCUUAUGUAGAACUUUAAGUGAGUACGUUGGGUCUGAAAGCAUAUUUAUGUCAUCUGUUCUAGUCCAAUUUAGAGUUAA